AGAAACUACUCGAAACCUAGCAUCAUUCAUCUCAUGGAAAUAAUGUAACACAUGCGAUGUAUGCAAGAAGUAUACUCUUAAUCGCUUCACUACUACAAGAUGUCUUAGCCUCUUUCUUACGGGUGGAAUCCGGCCAUCAGCGGAUACUAAUUGAUGGACGUGAUCCUUAUGUUGGCUUUUUCACGCAAAUUGAGUUCAGUGAACUUACCUGUGUAAGUGCCGUAGCUAUACAUUGUCUUAAACCAUUAACUGGUGCUGAAGAAAUUGAUAUUUUAUAUUCUGAAUGUGAACGCGACCAUUGGAAAGUCGCACAUUACACUAAUACAAAAGAACUCUACACUUUGGGAAAAGAAGUAUGGGCACGACGGUUAUCAAUAGCAAGCCCACUUGAGCUUUCCAUUAUUGACGUUCAAGUGGAGUCGUGUGGGAGCAGUAACUCAACGACGACGGUAAAUGACUGCCGUCCAUCACGAAUACAUCCUCGACGUCAUGGUAAACAAAAAUCCGUAAUCCGCGCUAAAGAUUAUGAACGGCGACGGCGAAAACGGUCCAUUGAAUACGUGCUGCCAGCUGUGUAUCGUACCGAUGCGUCUCCAUAUGAAAUUCCUGUUGAUGUCGUAAUACCUCAUGAUAGGACGAUAUUGGUCCAACCUGGAGUUGUCUUACGCUUUGGCGACGAUGUCGGCCUCACUAUAUAUGGUGUUUUGAUUGUGAACGGGACGGAAACGGCACCGGUGAUGUUCGAACCACAUGGUGAAAGCUGGAAAGGACUAGAAUUCAUAAAUGCUGCCCAACCAUCCCUACUACGCUAUGCGAACGUAAGUGGAAGCUUACUAGGAAUCACUGUUCGGAGUGGUAUACCGCCAGAACUUGAUAAUGUUAUAUCCACGUCAAAUCAGUACGGGUUUGACAUUAAGACCACAUCAGACGUACGCAUCAUCAGCUCGUCAGCUUUGAACAGCGAGAAAACUGGUUUCCGGAUAUCAACCAAGGUAGCGAAACUUGCUACAUGAUGUCCAUAUACAGUAUGAUGUCGUGGCACCACCUUCCUCACUGUCAUCACUUCUCCAUCGCACAUCCACUGGUGGUAUUGUUGUCCCCCCGUCGACACCUGCACCAGUACCGUGUCACUUCAUCAUUUGGAAGACUACGUCAACUGUGUCUUGAGCAGUUCUCAACUGCAUCUCGAAGCACUGUCAAGCAAAGAAUCUCUCUUAGUGCAUUAAGCAAAGUGCUGUGUGCUUGUUCUUGCAUUGUGUUUGGAAACCAUGAUUUAUUUAUCCGAGUAUAUAAUAAAUGAGUCGG
This is a messenger RNA of Cylicocyclus nassatus, 1305 nucleotides long. Lineage: Eukaryota; Metazoa; Nematoda; Chromadorea; Rhabditida; Strongylidae. The record is from the annotation of a GenBank genome assembly.